AAUAACCACAUCAACACACACUUGAUUCAAUAAUAUAUAUAUCAUGGAGUCCAACCGCAAGCUCAGGGGGUUCAUCAAGGGGAAGUUGAUGCCAUUCUACAAGGCAACACCCAAGUCUGCUCCUCCCACGGUGCCAUACAGUAACAAUGUGAAGCCGCCGAGUCAUUCUUCAACGGCGUAUUUGGUUCAGCAGGACUAUCUGCAGAUUCCCCAGCCAAAGAAAAUGUCCUUUGUGGUGCCUGCAGCCGCAGCCGAUAAUGCCAACUGGGACAUGUUCAGCCAGUUUGACAAGUUGAGUGGAGGCGCUGCCGCAGAUGAAAGUGUUGAUGCCAAAGCCACCACUUACAUCUCUUCCGUUCAAGAGCGUUUCAAGCUUAGAACGAAUCAACUCUGAAAGAAUGAAGUUCCAAGAUGCUUAUCCUAACUAGGGAAUAGGGAGGCACAAAAAUUAUUUCAUCACAUCAUCUUUCGCUUACAUUCAAUUCCCUUAUGCUAUAUGUAUCCCUUCAUAUUAACAUGCAUUAUCUAAUUAAUUAAAUGCCUUUGG
Messenger RNA from Rubroshorea leprosula, 547 nucleotides. Lineage: Eukaryota; Viridiplantae; Streptophyta; Magnoliopsida; Malvales; Dipterocarpaceae. The record is from the annotation of a GenBank genome assembly.